Messenger RNA from Oncorhynchus nerka (sockeye salmon), 3677 nucleotides. RefSeq lists its product as uncharacterized. Gene Ontology annotation, molecular function: 3'-5'-RNA exonuclease activity. The transcript has 2 exons. Lineage: Eukaryota; Metazoa; Chordata; Actinopteri; Salmoniformes; Salmonidae. Bases 26 to 2833 code for a protein of 935 amino acids. The record is from RefSeq and is a predicted model, not a curated record.
GCCUCCAAAUCAUUCUUGAGAUAUCAUGGAGGAAGAACAGGACUUUACUAUGAGCGGUCCAAAUACUGCCAGUAUUGAUGCUGAUCUGAGGGAUGACAACUUCGAUAAGCUUGCUGCAGACUACUUUGGAUCUCAGACUGGGGAAACAUUGAAUCUAAAUGAAAAACCAUGUAAAAACAGACUUCUGAUCCAAGUGGGACUUCUGAGAGAAGACAACCAACUCUCCUGGGGGGCAGUGGUAGACUGGCUUCAAAAGAUUUUCCCAAUGUAUCAGUCUGCAGAUUUCCGUUGUCUGAUUGAAAGAGGCAUUGCAACAACUUUAAGUUUGAGUGGAGAUGCAAGACAAGCCUUCCUUGAGUCAAAUGUUAACUUUGAAUUUGUUGGCCCAAUAUGUGACAGCAUUGGAGUUGGUAGAGCUGAUCUUUUGGAAAUUACAGAUUUUUCUGAGCAAGCAGAGUCUAUUGAGGUCACAAAUGGUUUGAUACUUGAGUUGAGUAACUUUGUCAUCAGGGAGAAAAUUGACCCCAUUGUCUUGGUGUCUUGGUUACGUCAAUUUGACCCAGAGUUCUGUAGUGAUGGUAACAUCCAGAAAGCUAGCAAAAUCCUUCAGGCAAAGCUAAAAAAAUUCAGACUACAUUACCGCAAUUACCAAACAACCAGACAUAGAAGAAAUGCUCAGAUGGAAACCUUCCUUCAAAGUCCAUUUGAACUUGUUAAAGACCCAACUGACGGAAAGAAAUCAGGCAAAAGAGGAAGAAAGAAAAGAGGCUUUUUGUCAAAACUUGAUACGCCAGUGGUGAAAGUCUUCAAAGAAGAAAAUGAGACUUUUGCCAUAACACCAAACGAAGAGAGUGUAUGGGAACCUUACUCGCAGGUGAAAGUGAAAGAAGAAUACGAGUCUCCAAAUGAAGAAAGUCCUCAUGCAAUGAACCAAAACUCGCUCAAUUCGAUAGAGAAUCCUGAUGCAAGCAAGGGAGAAGCCCUCACACUGCUUGACAUCGCUAUGCUCUCUGUCCAAAAACUGUCAAGUGUGUAUGGUGGAAAAACUGAUGCUUCCAAACAAGUUUCCCUUGAUCUUCUCAAAAACCAGUACACACUAACAUGUAAAGAAAAUGUUGCAAUGAAAUUCUUUGAAGAGAAAGUUGCGUCUCUUAAAGAUCAACAUUCCAUGGCAUCACCCUUGCGUUUUCUACACUACAAUGCCCAUUUUCUUGUUGACAUUCAUGACGCAAUUGAACAGCAGAUGAUGAGCUUCGAAAAUGAGAUCAUGCAGUCAACUGGAGAAAAACUAGGCCGUGACAGGAACCCGAAAUUCCGAAGAUUUGUGAACUUUUCUGAAAGUUCUACGUCACGCUACAUCCACAUGGCCUGUGAUGUCUUGAGUCCUCGUGCUGCAUCAAAGCAAAACUACAGAAAACACUGGAUAGCUUUCUGUGAAGAGAAGAACAAUCCCUCCAAACUAACAGUCAACCGCUCAAACCGAUUUAAUAACUACUUUGAGGCAGCAGCGGGUCUCAUUCACCAUCAUGGUGAGAUUGCCCUUUUCUUUUCCGACCUGCUCUUACUGAACAACGAUGAAUGCCCCAAUGUCAUUCUGGAGAGUGUUACUGAUGAUGCCAAUGAUGACGUCAUACAGUCGCUUGUAUGCGUUCUCGCCAUUGUUUACUGCAAAAUCCUGGGGCCUUACUGGCAACUUCUGAAGAGCGGAGGAGAGUACUCACUUUUUAGCCAGUAUAUACUCUGCCUCUACCAAAAACUGCUUGAGUGGGCUAAGGAUUCCUCAGCCCUCCUUGAGCCAGAUACCAUUGCAAAUGUGUUUCUCCAGUUGCCUCUGCAAGAGAAGACCUUUGAUGGGGUUUUUUCAUACUUCACAACUGGCACGGGAAACAUCCAUGUAGACCUAAUAAGGGUCUGUCUGCAGAAGAUGGUGAAAGUAAUCGCGGCUGUCACUGAGGUCAAUCUGAGUGAUUUUUUGCCUGGAGGCGCACAUUGUCACAACCCCCCUCUGGAAAUUUCCACACAGCUGACAACCUGCACAUUUUGCGUCUUGAUGGCCGAAUACCCCUUUGGUCAUGCCUACCCAUACAAAAGGAAGAGGCCAGAUCGACUUACGAACCUUUCAUCAAGUACAUACGAAGAACCAGAGGGCCACUCUAUUCCAUCUGAAAGUGAUUCUCCUGCUGGUGCAACAAAUGCAGAGAGGGCAACAACCGACACUGUUCCAAGAGAAGAGUACUCUCCUCCUUCCAAGAAAAAGUCUCUUGACCAAAGCAAGACCCAGAAGAGGCCAGUAGGACGUCCGAGAAAAUAUCCUGGUUCAUUGACAAGGGACCAGCAAGACGAAACAAACAGAAACACGGUCAUUGCUGCUGUUGCAAAAAACGGAGGACCUUGCACCUGUGAGCAAGAUGUAGACAGACUAUUGGCCCGAUUAGAUGGGACAAGCCAUGCUCAAAAGCGCGAAGCAAUCCGCUGUGAGAUCACUUACCAAAAACUGGUCCUGGACUCCAGAGACGCAAGCCUGACUCAUAUUGGUUUUUCACUCGCAGACAUGAUCUCUAAGCUGAAAAGUGUGUUGCCUGGCGACAUGUGUAGUUUGGAUGAUGUCUCAGCCUCUGUACAAGAGAAUGAGCAUGCCAAUGAGGACAAUGAACAACAGAGCGAGCAUGACACUGUCACUAUAACCCCUGCUGAUGCUCAAUCUGGACAGAAUGUUGACUAUGAAAGCAACAAAGGGGUUUGGGGAAAGGGUCAAAGAAGUAUUGACUUGGGUGGAAACAAAAACAUUGUUUCCUACCAGAGCUACAGAGGUAACUUUGAUGAAUUUCCAUAGAUAUUGUAGGAAGUUAGCAACAAAACUGACACAUGCGCAACUAUGGGGAAAAGCAGAUGGUUUUCUUAGACUGUUGAUAACAUGUAAACUAUAUUUUGUCUCUUAUGUUUAUUGAAAACGAAGUCUCUCAGUGGGCACUUGUCUCUCAAAUACAUGUGUUAGUUUUUGGUUCGCCUGCUUAGGUAGAAUAUUUGAGCCAUAUUAGCAUAUAUUAGACAUCAGUCAAAACACCUCAAAACAAGGCAUGGUAUGGUAUCAAGAAUGAGAUCAAAUGAGCUUACAAUUCACCACAUGACAGUUUCUUGUCAUUGUUGCUAGCUAUCUGGCCAUCCAGAACCAUAGCACACAGCCUAGCUUCGCCGAAUCUCGUUCGUUGAGGCCAGCUUGAUAUGUCCCCAAUAUUGGAGCAGAAGCAAGUAAAGCAACUUCCCUGAGUUUGACAGAGCUUAUUGAUAGCUGAUGACCCUCAUUGCUCUUUGUAAAUGGUACAUGCCCAAUACGUCACCCACACCAAUUGUAUUGGUUGGUCCUAUAUGCCCUUUGCCAUUUUAGGCAGGGAUGUUUUUUUUGUGGGAAAUGUGUGUUCAAGACAUGUUUUUACCAUCAUAAAAUUGUAUGUUUGAUGUUUAAUCUGAACAGACAUUAUAUCACGUGUGUUGCAACUCCUGUAAGUGACAUGUUUUCUAUUUCCCCCCCCUCAAUUUAUUUUUAUAAAUCAUCAAUAUUUCUGUUUGGAUUCUAAUCAAAUGUGAUGUGAAAGUUUUUGUAUGAUUUCACCUAGAUGUAUAUUUUGUACCUGGAAAGAGAGGAUGGAAUGCAAUAUAAUAAAGUUCUGUAUACUUUC